AUGGCGGGAACAACAGGCUUCUUCCACCACAUCGGUACCUUCCUACUCUUCGCAGCGACCGUCCUCCUCGUCAUCACAUGCAUCACCGCGCCGGUGGUCAACGACCUCUCCCUUCUCAAGGUCGAACUCGGGGGUAACGACCGCUCAACCGUAUCGUUUGGCACAUUUGGUUACUGCCAGAACAAUGUCGAUGGCCGCGACAUAUGCUCCGACUCGCGCGUCGGCUACUCGCCCGCGGCGCUCAUGGCGGCCAUCGACGGCACGCAGUUCUCCGACUACGCCGAGGACACGACGCGGUCGCUGACCAAGGCCAUGAUCCUGCACCCGAUCGCGUGCGGCAUCAACUUCAUCGCCUUCCUGCUGGCCCUCGGCGCCGGCAUGAUCGGCUCGCUGCUGGCCUCGCUCGUCGCGCUGCUGGCCUUCCUGACGACCGCCGUCGCCUGCGUCAUCGACUUUGUGCUCUUCAGCAUCGUCAAGUCCAACGUCAACGACCGCGGCCACACCACCGGCACCGGCGCCUACUACGGAGCCGGCGCGUGGACCACCCUCGUCUCGGCCAUCUGCUCGCUCAUUGGCGCCGUCGUGGUCUUUUUCACCUGCUGCUCCGCCAGGCUGCACCGUCGCCGGGGGCUUGCGGCGAAGAGCGAUUAUGGGGCGCCUGCGAGGAGGGGCAGGUUUUGGUAA
Chaetomium strumarium is the source of this 684-nucleotide messenger RNA. Its product is annotated as actin cortical patch SUR7/pH-response regulator pali. Lineage: Eukaryota; Fungi; Ascomycota; Sordariomycetes; Sordariales; Chaetomiaceae. Gene Ontology annotation, cellular component: plasma membrane; growing cell tip; cell division site. The transcript has 2 exons. Bases 1 to 684 code for a protein of 227 amino acids. The record is from RefSeq and is a predicted model, not a curated record.